AUGUAUAAAAUUUGUUUUGUAUUUAUAUUUUUUGUGGUUUGUGCGGCUAUCGAUAUUGAAAAUUAUUUAAAAAUAUGUGACAGAAAUUCUUUGGAAGUUAACGAAUGUCUGGUAGAGGCCGUUCAAAAGGGGAUAAAGGAUCUCGCUGGAGGUAACGCAGACUUAGGAGUCCCCGCAUUGGAUCCUUUUUACCAGGAUGAAUUGAAAAUGGAAUACAAUAAUAAUCAGAUUCAAGGAAAAAUGUUAAUAAGCAAUAUUUUUGUGGCUGGCCUCAGCAGUUCUACGGUUAAAGACGCAAGGUUAAAAGCAGACGAAGAUUCAUUUCAUUUGGAAAUAGACAUGUUCACUCCGGAAGUUAAAGUCUAUGGAGAAUAUGAAGGAGGCGGUAGUUACAACUCCUUGAAGCUGCUUGCUAAUGGAAACUUUUCUACUACUAUGACUGAUCUUGUGUAUACAUGGAAGUUGAAUGGAAAGCCUCACGUAAUUAAAGGAAUUACAUAUAUGAAAGUAAAAUCAUUUUACAUGCGACCCGAUGUUGGCACCAUGAAGACAAGUAUUACGAAUGAAAAUCCUGACAGUAAACCCUUAAUUGAUUUGGGCGUAAAAAUAACAAAUGAAAAUUGGCGUUUGCUGUAUAAAGAAUUUUUACCAUUUGCUCAAGCAAACUGGAAUAAAAGUGGAACUCGAGUUGCUAAUAAAAUAUUUUUAACAAUACCAUAUGAUACCCUGUUUCCUAAUAAAUCAUAA
This is a messenger RNA of Pieris macdunnoughi, 747 nucleotides long. NCBI's taxonomy places the organism in Eukaryota, Metazoa, Arthropoda, Insecta, Lepidoptera, Pieridae. The record is from the annotation of a GenBank genome assembly.